Molecule: messenger RNA, 3513 nt
Organism: Cantharellus anzutake
Lineage: Eukaryota; Fungi; Basidiomycota; Agaricomycetes; Cantharellales; Hydnaceae
Product: sterol-sensing domain of SREBP cleavage-activation-domain-containing protein
Exons: 6
Coding region: 157-3363 (1068 amino acids)
Biological process (GO): SREBP signaling pathway
Cellular component (GO): Golgi membrane; endoplasmic reticulum membrane
Molecular function (GO): sterol binding; protein binding
Source: RefSeq, a predicted model, not a curated record
AUCCAUCUUUCACGCCAUAAUUUUAUAGAUUUCUCUACUGGACUUACGGACAUAUGGUCGCUGUAUGGAAGUACCUUUCCUCAAGUCCGGGAAUUAUGGGAAGGCCAUGACGCUUUUCGCGUAACAUCCGAUCCUUCCUUCUUGGCUCGGUGUGGAAUGGACCGAACUGUGUCCAUUGAACGAUUAUUCGUGCAAGGAGCAUACGAGACAUAUGGUACCUUAGAUCUUAGCGUUCUGACCGCUUCUGCAGCGCUUCAACGACGGAUCGUAGAUGAGGUUCUACGCGGAAAAAAUUCUCUCCCCUGUGUUCAGAACUACCGCGGAGAAUGUUUUAUUACGGACCCGUUGAAAAGUUGGAAUUUUACAGACUUUGCAUUUCUGGAUGCCGAUGAGGUAUUCAGGCGUGUCAACAGGGUCCCGAUGGUUGACGGACUUCCUGUCCCGGCUCAGUCAUUACUUUCUGGCCAGCCUCAGGAGGAUGACCAGAUCGAGGACCCUGAUUUCCUCACAUUCACUUAUUACUUCCAUGGAGACGAUUGUCAGAACGAGGCAAAGCACAAUGCUUGGUUGAAACGCCUUCAAGCUGUGGGCUCUGGGAUGGGGAGAAUAAAGUCAUCCUCUUCUGCACCAAAAUUACUUUCUAUUCAGUAUGAUGUCAGUGACGACAAAUCUCGGAUUUCUCUAAUGGCUGUUGUGCUGUACAUCACCUAUGCCGUUGUGUUCGUUCACUUUUCCGGUUCUCUCAAGCGUAUGGACACUGUGCAUUCGCGUUACGGUCUAGCGUUAACCGGGAUCGUGGAGAUCAUUGCCAGCACGUUGUGCAGUGUAAGCGUUUGCGCUCUUUGGGGUUAUCAUAUUACCAUGGUACCUUGGGGGAUUUUACCUGUGGUGAUUGUGCUUGUGGGUGCUGAAAACAUGUUUACGCUGAUCGACAAGGUGGUUUCAACCCGUGUGACUCUCCCUGUUAAAGAGCGUCUAGCCUUGGGUCUUUCCCAUGCUGGAACUUUCAAUACUUUUCGUGUUGUGGGUUGCAAUGUAAUUCUUGGGACCAUCGGUUUUUUCGCGUAUGGUGCCACUCGCCAAUUUUGUGUCUUUGCAAUCGUUGUGCUUGUGGCUCACUGGUUUCUGGUGCAUACCAUGUUUGUCGCAGUAUUGGCCAUCGACCUGUACCGUCUGGAGCUCAGCGAACUUUUGCAUCAGGGUUCAAAGAAGCCGUCCGUACCUAAUGGAGCGAAUGGUCUGAAGCGCACCAGCCUCAGCCCCGUGAAAAAGCGCAACAAGGUGCAACAGUUCCUGAAAUCGGAGGCGGCGACCAACGGGAGUUUACUACUCAUGCUGGCUGUGUCAGCAACAUUGUACUAUGCCACUUAUUCAUUUCCGGACAGGUAUGAUAUGGAGCCACGAGUUACGGCUGUGGCGCACCGCAUGAACAGCACUCGACCGGCACCUCCCACCGAAGUCGUUCAAGACGUCGUAGGCAGGAAGAUAUGGGACGUCCUCAACCCUGAGGAUGACCCACUUCUCUUCGUCAAAAUCGAGCCUCCUACUGUCAUUGAGUUAGCCAUCUCCACUUCACAACCACAAGCGGAGCGUCGUCAUCAGCCUCGCUUCUUUGCAUCUCGCAUGACUUCCCAACUCAAUCGAUUGAUGAGGAUCGUGAUAUUUCCUUCAGUUGCUACCAAUUUCCUGCUCUACAUAUUACUUCGAUAUUUGCAGAAAGAUCCAGAGUUGGUCGCCGCGCAGGGGCAUCGCGAGGAUGGCGAUCGCCCUUCGAAGCCUCGCACCAACCUGGUUGAAGGCAAUGUCUCAUUUACGCCGUUGCUGCGUGCAUGUUCUCAAAAUGUGGCGAUGAUUGCUUACAGUCAAGACACAUCUAUUAUUGCUGCUGUCAGCGAUAAUGAACUUGCCAUAUGGUUCGAGGAUGGAUCUCAUCUGACCCUUGAUACUACCUCCGCUCUUUAUUCCCGCUCACAGUCACUUGGGGAAAUAACGAGCCUCGCUGUUGAUCCGUCUGGCGCCUACUGCGCUAUUGGUAGUAGUGAGGGAAUACUUGCGGUCUGGUCAAUCUUCAUUCGUUCGGUCCUAUUUCAAGCUAGUGCGCUGUUACCGGGAAGGAUUCGUUCGGUUCGGUUUGGAUACACCCCAAACGUGCUCACACACCGAACCAAGUCGAAACUAAACCUCCGACGGCCAUUAACCCUCGCCAUAUCAGUGGAUGAUGGGGAAACGUACAUCUGGGACUUUUUUUCUUCAUCGUUGCCUUCCAGAGGAGCCGAAGCUAUUCCUCAGCUUAGCUCCGCGUUUGUGGUCCCCCCAGGCUCGAAUGUUCACAAAGAAUCUACCCCUAUUGUCCCCAGAUCUCCCCGCGAGGGAGUCAAGCCGUCGAUGACGUUCUACUCCAUGCGGCUUGCCGGAUUGGGUGUGACAGAUACUAUCAUCAGCGUGCAUCCUCAAAUACUGCGCGUUGGCGAUGUCAACUUUCCAAUCCUUAUCAUUAUCACACAAAAUCGCCAAGUAUUUAUCUUCAGAGAGGAUUCGCGAGAGCUUGCUGGAGUUGUUGAGGCUCAGUGCAGUGUAGUAGACCAGAUUCGGGUCAUCGGAUUGUCUGCCAGGGAAUGCGCAAAAUGUUUAAAUGAUCGGGAUAGUACUCUGGUCAUUGCCUUGGGAACGGAGGAAGUGCUGAAGAUAUACCAUCUCCCAUGCGUUCCUGAAGGGAAGUUAUGUUCAUGUCUUCGACAUGAUAUGCUUGAUGCACAUAACGUGGUUCAAGAUGGGAGCAUUUCACGUCGAACCAGUAUGACCUUCAUCUCGGCAACUUCACCUCCUACACGUUUACAAACCUUCCCCGUCCCGCUUCCAAUGGCCUCCAUUGGAUCUGCCAUCGAUUCCUCACGGCGGCUUCGAACUGCCACUAAGGUCGCUGAGAUUUCCAUCGAAAGAGGAAGCUGGGACGUAUGCAAUAAUCUUAUUCUUGGAGUACGAAGACGGCCGCCUGCCUUCCAGCCGAGAUCAAGUCGGAACGAACUCUCGCCAAGCAGCCGGCCACAGCCCAAGUCGCCGUUUGAGCGAUGGGAGCUCUGGUCUCUCGACCUAUAUGGGAAUUUACGAGUUUCUCCUAUUUCUGAACUUUCCUCACAUGCUGAUUCAUCAAGUCCAAGGACAUCCCGUUCAUCUAGCGUCUCCGAGUUAUUCUUCCACCCACCGCCCGAAGCCUCCAUGCCCACUCAGGUGCACUCCAGUGCCUCCACAAGCUCUACCUUCCCUCGCAUUCCUUUCACAAGGGCAGGUCCCUUUUUGUCGGUCACUCCAUCGAUCUCUAUCACUAGUUUUGGGAAUACUCUUGGAGUUUUUCGUUUCUCCUAAUCCCUCUCUUGGAACACUAGAGCGCCCGUAUCCUUGGAAUUCAUUUGUAUCUUGCUUAUGUAGCCCAGUAUUGUACGAUUGCACCUACAUAAACUAAUUACUUGGACUCUGCAAGAAUGUUUUAGCACGACUAGAUAGCAAGUCUUCAUU